This is a messenger RNA of Symbiodinium natans, 9639 nucleotides long. The record is from the annotation of a GenBank genome assembly. Lineage: Eukaryota; Dinophyceae; Suessiales; Symbiodiniaceae.
AUGUCACGCGGACGAGAUAGUCACGGUGGGAGUGGGGGAGCCGACGGAAGAGCCAGGAGCGACAACGCCCGAGGAAUAGAGGCUUCGAGGCCGGAGUCGGCAGGUCCUGUGAUAGAUCGAAGGAUUGAGAACAGAUGCAUUGUGUUAGAACAGCAGGUGACCAAGAUCACUAGUCAAUUGCAGGGGUUGACCACUGUGAAUGAGCGGAUCGUGAGGGAGAACGCUAGCCUGCUCAGUGAGAUAGAAAGCAUGAAGGGGGAGAACAAAGGAGUGACAGAGUCGGUAGUGCGGAUGAUUCGGGAUAAUAGAGAUGAGGUAUCUAAGAUGAGAGCGGAUCUCGAUCUUCGUAGUAGAGAAAUGCUUGAGCUCAAAGAGAAGAACGAGCAGUUGGAGGCAACGGUACGAGAGUAUGAGCGGAGACUGGAGCAGGUGAAACGAAACGAUAGCAUUAAAGCAGAGCUGGAUAGCAUGUGGAAUAGAAUCGGUGAGAUCGCCAAGCAGAGCUCCGAGUACGCCAUGCCGGCGCCGGCUGCGGGAGGUGCUUCGAACGCUGGCUCCGCAAGACCAAGUGCCGGUGCCACGCCUGCGCCAAGUUCGUUUGGGGAUAGAAGAGAGCAUGGAAGAAAGGAUAGACAAGGAGAUGGAGGUCUGUUGGGGGAAGAGACUAGGAUUAGAAGGUGCCCCGUCUGUGUUAGACAAGCAGAAAUGAUGAUUGCAUGCCAUGGCUGCGGAAGAGAAGUGUGUGGUAAUUGCUAUGAGUACCAUGAUGACUUGUGCAUGCUGUGCUCCACUGAUAGAAGGGGAUGCGAUGCCGGAGGGUAUGCAGGGACAGGACUUCCGAGGCCGCAGAGUGGACGCGAUCAUGAGGGGGACGAUGCCAGAUUCAGGAAUCCGAUAGGAGGAGGAUACAGCAAGUUCAAGGACACCAGAGGGAUGGAGAAAUGCAACGAGAUAUCGAUAGCGAAGGAGCCAUCGUCCGGAGAAGUAGGACUGUGGCUGGGCGAUGUGGCACAUACCGCGAAGGCUGCGUAUCUGUAUGAUGGGGACUAUGCAUACACGCAGGUACUGAAGGUACGCGAAAGGAGCGAAGCGAUGAUAGACAUGGAACUCAAGUACCCUGCGCUAGAGAAUCAGCUGUUUAGCGGAUUGAAGAGAGCAAUAAAGUCAGAGUCAUUGUCAGCGAAGGUGAAGAUGGAGAUGUACAAGACUCAGCAAGUGGGAGAUGGAAAACCGAUGACGGCCAUGAGAUUGCUUACGCUGAUAGUAAAACAUGUUGAGAUCCCGAUAGCUAAAGAGAGUCAGGUGCUGUACGAUGGCCUGAGCAGCACGAAGGUUAUGCAUUUCCCGGGGAAGCCCGAAGAGGAGGCACUGGAGGAGUUCAUGACUAGAUGGGAUCUGGCGCACACGAACCUUGUAGGGCUGAAAGGCAAUACCUGGAGCGAGCAACAGCUGGGAUGGAUGUUGCAUUCGAAGGUGCAGAGAGUUCAGGUGCUGAACCACGAUAUUGAGGCAUGGAGAUUGCUUCCGGACGAGGCCAAGACGCACACCUGGUUGCGAAAGAGAAUCAAGGAUAGACUGGAAAUGUGGAGAGCGGACAAGAACAUAGACGAGGCCUCAAUGCGGGUGAGUCGACAGGCGUUCACGAGUGGGUAUGCCGCGAUGCCGGCUCAGCAGGGAUCAUAUAGAGUAUAUGCGGCCAUGCCUGUGGUACGACAAGGGGAUGAUAGCGCCGAAGGCACGCUUAGGGGAAUACUGGUGACGACGGCAGGCAGGGAGCGGGCGAAGAAGGGUAAUAGACGAGUCAAGGGGUUGGGCUCCGAUGAAACGGGGAUAGCAGGGCUAGAUAUAUGCUACUGGAAGGGACACACGGCCGACAAGAUGGUACGAAAAUGCAAAAACGUACACAAGAAGGGGUAUGAACAUGAUGUGAAACGAUAUCCCGUGAUUGAAGAGGCAAAGGCAAGGCUGCGCGGGAUAUCUCUGGCCGAAGAGGUCGUGCUGGACAUACUAGCCGGGGAGCAAGGCGAGGAAGGUAAGGAUGCAUCAAGAUUGGCUGACAGGAUAGUGGAGGAAUGCAGGAGAAUAGGUAUAGUCGACGAGAGGUUCCGCGUGGAUAGUCGAGAGGAUAGUCAGCCGGCGGCAUCAGCACAGCAUUGCCUGCCACCGGUAAUGAGACGAUGGAUGAUAGACUCGGGAUGCGCUAUGGAUCUCAUAGCAGAAGCAGACCUCACCCAGGACGAAAAAGAUAUGGCCAUUGAGGCGAAGAAAGUGAGGUUCAACACCGCCAACGGCAACACCACAUCAAAGCAAGAGAUCUGCAUGGAUAUACAAGGGAUGCCUGAGACAAUGAGGAUUAGAAUGCUCGAGAGUACUCCCGCUGUUCUGUCGAUGGGGAGGAGAUGUAUGAAAAUGGGAUAUUCAUUUCAUUGGCUGGCGGGUGCUAACCCCGUGUUCGUCAAACCUGACUCGAGCCUGAUAGUGCUAAAAGUCAUCGGGGAUAUUCCCUACAUGGUGGAUAGAACAUCAACGGUCGUUAGCGAGAAUGAGCGAAGUGACUAUCACAUCUAUCCUGCGAUGCCAGCGCCUCUUGCAAUUGAACUACCUGUGCGAGGAAAUUCCAGUCCGAGGAAAAUCGAAGAAAAACAGGAUGAAUGUAGCCCCAAAAGCGUGGACUCGGACACGGAUAGAGACACCGAGGAGGAACCGAUAGGAAAGGUCACAAACGACGAUGGGAGGCUGCUGGACAAGUGGAUGUUAACAGGUGGCAAAACCGUGGCGGAAUGGAUAGACUGGGUGGAUAAGUGCAAUGAGGGAGAGAGUAGAGACGCGGAGAAGGACUUAUGGACAGGCAAGACCAUGUUCAAGAUAGAAGGGCUCACAUUCGAAGGAGCGGAUGCAGGAGAAGCGGUGCAGAGCGAUAGCGCGAAGGUGAGAAAACAUAUCUUGAAUAGAAUGGCUGCGGACGAAAACGCGGGGCUAGAUGACUUGAUGAUGAUGCUGGACAAGAACAUCGGUACCGGUGGCGAGGCAGAGACGCUAGUCGAGAUGGCCAGGUCGAGGAAUGGACCGGAGAGGUGGGGGUACUCAUUUAUCAGUUGGGCACAGAAGCAGGAAUGCCGUGACGACGAUAUCAUCAUACUGCGCGUGUGCAUGCUUGUGGUGAUAGGAAAGGCACGUCACCGACGAUUGAGAGCCCCAACGAUGUGUCUCAUUGAGCAGCCCCAGGACCCCGAGACGUAUUGGGAUGAUACGCCAGAAGGAGGAUACGCAUCAUUGUGGGCGACAGAAGAAUGGGAUAGGACGAGUGCCAUCCUAGGAACGAAGCUGUUCAGUUUUGAUCAGGGACCGAUGGGACACUCUAGGAAAAAGCCGACGACGAUAGCGACUGACGCAGAGUUGAUAGGAUGGGCGGUCAACCUUAGGGGACAGGGGACUGGAGCGACGAAUGAUAGCAGUGAUAGAAGCAAGGGCGAGAUGAGCGAAUCGCAAAACUGGGCGGAGUGGGCACCGGGAUUAGUGCGAGCCGUCAAGGAGACUAUGCGCAAGCACUACCGAGUAUCAUCAGUGACCGGAAGGGAGAUAGACGAGAAGAAUAGGGAGACAACGAUAGAACGAGAUGAUGGUGAUGGACGGCUGAGAACGACGUUCUACUGCGCCGCGUGUAAGGCUGAUUCAUCCGGGGUAUGCGGGUUUUGUGAAAGAAUUUUGAGUCCUGAACAGAUUGAGGCGGGACAAAGCGCACGCAAUAUGACGGAUGUGGAGUUUCAGCUCAUCCGAGGAAUGAAGAAGAAUCCGGAUGACGGCCUACAGAUAGCGGAGCAAGUCGUCGCUGCACCCGGCGAAGAAGAAAGCGCCGAAAACGGAGGCGAAUUGGAUUUUGAUAUAGAUUUGCCCGGGAUAGCCGACGAAGAACAGGCCAGAAAGGGAGUGGAAGAGCAUCAGAAGGAUGAUAGCGCCGGAGACAUGGGAGAAGUGGAACAAGCAGAGGCAGAAGUCGGACCUGCAGAUCAGGUUCGAGUUGCGGAUAGACUUGGCGAAGGGAAAGGGUCGAGCAAAACUGUGAGCAUCAGGAGAGCAAGAUAUUCACCGGAGUAUGCAAAAUCGGCGGAACACUUGCUCACGCAUCUCCCAAAGAACAUGCACUGCGUUGCUUGCCGACAAGGCAAAGCAAUAAACGUACCCUUCAACAGGGGUGAAGGCAUCACCGACAAAGGUGCCGAAAAGUUUGGAGAGAGGGUCACUGCCGACACGAUAGUGCUUCGCAGCAACAAAGACAAAGGAAUUCGCGGAGAGAACAAUGCAAUCGUGAUGUUUGACUUCAAGACACAGUGGAUACACUGCACGCCCGUGAAGUCCAGAGGAACGGAUGAGUUUGUACGAGCUAGCAACGAGUUCCGAGGCCCAGAUACGGUAGUGCAUCUGUAUGCAGACGGAGCUGGGGAAUUCUCAAAAGCCUGCGACAUCAUAGGAACUUGCAGGGCGACCUCUACACCCGGAUUACCCCGAACGAAUAGCAUAGCGGAGCUCAAGGUCAAAGAAGUAAUCUACGGUGGCAGAGUAUUGCUGAGACAAGCAGGACUGGAACCGAAAUGGUGGCCGUACGCUGUACAGACAUUCUGCUUUCAUAGGAACGUACAACAAGUGGACGGGGUAAGCCCGUACGGAAAAAGACAUGGCAAUGAGCAAGACAAAGUGAAAUUAAUUCCUUUCGGGGCACUUGUUAACUACCUCCCCAUCGCCGAAAAGCCUAGAAGAGCUGGCAAAGAGGACACGGCCCUGCCCGAACGGGGGGAUCCUGAAAAUGACGCUCUUGAGAUUCUCGGAGCUGAUGAAGAUGUUUCGAGCAUGGCCUUGCCCUCUGAAACAAAGGAAACUAAAGAACAACGCUCGCAGAGGGAGGAAGAGUUGAGAGAGAUCGAUAGACGUGCGCUCGACAUGGUCAUGACGCAGGACUUUGAUGUGCAGCAUGCAAAGGACGUCAUCCUGAAGUUCACCUCGAUAGAAAGAGGAAUAGCGAAAAAUUCGAGGAGCAUGGCUACCGGUAGAGGAUUCAUAGUCCUGGGACUGUAUGCGUACGGAGGAAAGAUUGGCAUUACGAAUAGUGCCAAAGAGUAUCCGGGGAUAGCGAUGGUAUGCUGCGAGCUGAUAGCGAAAUGCUUCCCAGAAGCUACUUUUACAACGGUGAUUGUGUCUGUUGGAACCAGGAUGGGGCCUCACAAGGACAAGUUCAACGAGAGUCAGACAUACAACUUUGUUGUGCCGAUAAGCGAGAGGGCGGGCGAAGCUAUGAUCUGGACAGAAGAGGAACAGUGUGCGAAUGAGAGUGGCGACGCCGCCGGGAUAGAGAAAGAGGUGCUUCCGGGAAAAUGGAUAUGGGGAAGGACUCGGAAGGUUGAUAGUGGGCUAAAGUUCAAUCCAAGAGUUUGGCAUGCUACCGAAGAUGCCUUGGCGCCGGAGGAUAGAGUGAUAGCGGUAGGGUAUACUCUAGCUGCGGGUAAGAAGGCAUCUAUAGACGACAAAUGGAAAUUGAUGAGGCUGGGCUUCAGGUUGGACGAGCACUUUGCGACAUUAGCGGAUAGCUUAUGCCAGGCCGCGUGUGCAGACGAUGGUGAGGUCGGGGAAGAAUAUAUGGACCACGACGCUGAGGAAGAGCAAGCGUAUGCCAUGGCGUCCAAGGCGAAGUUCGACACUCCGACGUCACCCGGAUUAUUCCUAGGAUACGCGCUCCAACCAGGGGGUGUUCCGAGCGGAGACUAUAUAGUGGUUGAGCUGGCACACCUGUAUCACGGGUGGACGGUACCGUCGAUACACCGUGUGAAGAGGAUAGUACUUGACGAGGAGAUGCCCAACUACUUCCCGAUGCAAGCUGUGGCAGAUAGGAAGUCGAGAAUCAUGACAGCGACUCGAGCUGAUGCCCUGGCUAGAUUGGAACUGGAGAGGGAAGGGCAGCAAGGAGAGGAGACGGAGGAAAUCUUCGCAGAGGAGAGAAGGGUCCGAGCCGAUGUGAUGAGGCAAAUUAAGUGCGAUGAUCAGCAUCUUCAAAACGGGGAUUUCUGGGAACAUGAUGAGAUAGACCAUUCGUGGACGCUUCAUCACAUAUUACCCCGAAAAGAGUUGUGUACCCCAGGAGAGGAGGUCAAAGGAACAGGUGGCCCCGGAGAUAGAGAGUUAGGUCCAAGAAGACGAACGUGGAUAGUAUAUGCCGAUGGUACAUCGGAGGUGCUGGAUGAGGAUAGGAUGAAGGGCAAGAAGAAGAUCACCAAGAAGUGGACGGGAUGCACUACGUUCUGGGAAAAGGGGGAGCCUGAGGGAGAGAUAGAUGCUGAAGCCAAGGAGCGGGCGCGAGGAGAAAAGGCGACGGGUAUACGGGGAGUGGGUCUAGACUACGAGCAGGACAUGCCCAGGAUAGAACGGCCGUACGCGAGAUCUCACAAACCCAACUCCAUUUCGUCGGCAGAGUGGAAUAGGAUGAGCCCGGGACAGCGACUGCGCUAUAUAGAGGGAGACAAAGAGAGGAUCAUCAGAGGGGAGAGGCCUCCUUCUGCCGUUCGAGGGCAAGAGGGAAUAGGACCGCGUCCCGCAGAAAUUGGAGUUCGAGAAUGGAUGGAGAAAAUCACCGACCAUGGCCAGGACUUCUCACCGCAGGAGUACCGAUGGGAUCCUCCAUCGGGGAUGCCUGAGGGUGGCCGAGUGUGGGCAGUAAGAAACAAUCGCGCCACGUCCUACCGAUUCUAUGGCGGAAGGGACAAAAGACGGCUCGAGCUAUGGUGGAGGGUCACUCGGAGCGCCAAUACUGGAGAGGUCUUAGAAUCCAUCGAAUAUGACUCAUGCAUACAGGCGGAGAUGAUGCGCAAUAGAGGGAGAUACCGAUUCGUUGUGCCUAGGGACAUCAUCACGGAGUUCUGGUACAUCCCCGACGGAGGAGAAGACCGACGAAUCAGGGAUAGAGGAGAACCAGCAGAACCUGCCGCACCGGCAUCCAGGAUGGGAGAUACUGAGGAGGUUACGAAAACCAUCAAUCAAUUGUGCAGCACAGCUGGAAUAGCGCGAACGCCGUCCGACAACAUCAUUGGGGAAAUAAUGAGGGAGUUGGGCGAACAGCCUAAAGUGCAGGUCAUGGGGGUCGGAAUAGAAGAUAUCGGGGAUAACGGAGGUGAGAACGUAUCUUGGAUAUCGGGGGAAGGAUGUGUGAUAGGAGAGGGUGUGACGGAUGUGGUUAUCGCUAUCGAUGCGUCUAGCGAAGGCAUGAGAGUGGAAGUUGAUCGAAAGGCAUCCGGUUGGAGACGUGAGGAAGGACUAGAUAGUACGCGAGAGGCUCGAGAAAGAGUGUUUGGUAAUGUAGAAAAGGUUAUCACCGACGCCAACAGCAGAGGAAUAGUGGCUACGACCAUCUGGAUAGGCGGCAAAAGUCGACUGGCUGACGAGACCAUUGUUCGAAUGGCGCUUGCCUGGGACAUGUGGAUAGUACGGAGUGAUGGAUGCAUGCUGGGUAUGAAUGACGGGGUGGACGCGUCGUGUUACAUAGGAAUGGUCACACCAUGUAUGAUGAAUGCGAUCGCGGCGGACAUGUUAGCAUGCGAUCAUAUGCCAAGGGAUCAUGAGUUAAUGUCGCACAUGGUGAGGACAUCGGACACGAAAAUGGACGUACAGCGAGAGCAGGAGCGUAAAGCGAUACGCGAAAUGAUCAAGGUGAUAGAAGACGUGAUAGACAUCUGCGGCGAGGAAGAGGGUGACUCGGUGUCGAUGGCAUGUGAAGAACACGAGGGAGAGUACCUCGGAUAUGGCAGUAGCAUGGUGACGCUUGACGUAGAGAACUAUGCCGCUGCGGCGGCCGAGGAUGGGGCACCGUACAUCAGUCGUGAGGACCUGCGCGUGAUCCUGGUCGACGGCGACGACAUAGGCAAGGUUAUGAUGAUGAAGCCAAACAGUCGCCGCACCAGACAUAGCACCGGAGGGGCCGCAGUAGCUUACCCUGGAGAAGAGCUCGAGGUGGGAGACAUGAACAGCGACGGAUGGGUAGUAGUGCUGACCGGGGAGAGGGAGAACAGCGACACAGAUCGACGCCACGACCAAGAUAGAGAGGAAAGCGCCGGAUUCGACGACCAGAGUGAUGUGUUUGACUCAGAAGGGUGGACGCUGUCGGACUUGGAAGAGGAACGGGAACCGGUGGAUGAGGCAUUCUUCAGGGCCGGGCACGCUGAAACCAUCAACCUCGAGACUAUGGAGAAGGGCGAAUGCAAAAUAGUCAUGUGGGAGGCAGAGAGGAAUGCACUGGUCCUCGAACUAAAGGACGACAUCCAUGUUCCGUUGAUAGGAUACACCUGGGUUCGUACUGGGAUAGCAUAUCCGGAAGAUCCUGGCACAAGUGUGAGAGUGUCUGCGCUUGGACAACUUGUGGCGGAAACUAUGUGCGACGUCAUAGGAUACGAGGUACCAAGUUUGAUCCUCACGUCGAUGACACUUUGCUUCGCAUGCUUCAUGAACAAGCAUACUACGCCCGUCGAUAAUUUGAUCCGGCAGGGUUAUCAGAACGAAGAAGAGGAGUAUGGAGAUGGAAUAGUCGCAGUCCCUGCUAUACAGGUAGAUGCAGAUCAAGAGGAUAGUUGGGAGGAGGUCGCGGAAGAUGGAGAUUGUGAUAGCACCGACGAGACAGCGGGAGAAUGUGAGCCACUGAUGGCCACAAUCAUAGAGGACGAAGAGGAGGACAUCGAGGAAGUGUUCGGACUGGUCGCUAGACCCGUCACGAAGGCUGAGAGGGCUAUCAACUCCAAGGCCCGGGCGGCACUUGAUAAAGAGUGGAAAAAGCUGAUGGAUCAAGUGGUCUGGAUUAUGGAGGAGGUGCGUUCGUGGAAGGACGUUCAACGGGAGGCGAUGGAUAGAGGGGAAAUAGCUCAUGUGGGUCGAUGGGAGAAGCUGGCGAAGAGAAUCAAGCUAGAAGAGCCACGAAGUAUGGGCAGAUACUUGGGAUGCUUGCACACGGCUAGUGCGAUACCUUUUCGGUCGCCGUUUGAGCCGAGACACGAGUGGACAAAGAUAAUCGAGCCCAAGAAGGAACCGCCUAAUUUCGUGGGGAAGGCCGAAGCGAAGGAUGAUAGUCCGGAUGAGAUCAGGAUCCUUCGAUAUGAUGUCACCGACUUCAUGAAGCAGUGUGUGGAUAGAUACCAAGAGUUGUGCUCGACGGCGUAUCCUAAGCCACUGGAUAAGGCUAAGACCCCUUAUCUCGACGAGAGCCGCCCAGAGUUUGACGAGAACCCAGUGGACGACAAGGUGAAUGAGAUUAUGGGGAUAGCCAAGUACGAGCUGCCGGAUGAUGGGCCGGGAGUGUUGAAAGAGCACGCCCCAGCGGUCCUCAUGAAGAUCUUGUAUGGGGCCAGGGUCGGGAGGUAUGAUCUCCUGCGACCAGUACAGGUUCUGGCAUCGAGGCUGACGACCUGGACGCACCUCUGUGACAAGAGGAUGCAUAGACUGAUCUCAUACAUCAACGAGACGACGACAACGAGUCUCUACGGAUGGGUCGGGGAUAGGAUAGGAGACAUCCGUCUCGUGCUAUACUGCGACGCCGAUCUUGCCAGCGACAAGAACGACCAUAGAUCUACAUCAGGGGUGUAUCUUUGUCUUCAAGGAACGGGAGGAGGCUAG